Molecule: messenger RNA, 1088 nt
Organism: Argiope bruennichi
Lineage: Eukaryota; Metazoa; Arthropoda; Arachnida; Araneae; Araneidae
Gene: Pis
Product: CDP-diacylglycerol--inositol 3-phosphatidyltransferase-like
Exons: 6
Coding region: 80-733 (217 amino acids)
Biological process (GO): phosphatidylinositol biosynthetic process
Cellular component (GO): membrane; Golgi apparatus
Molecular function (GO): CDP-diacylglycerol-inositol 3-phosphatidyltransferase activity
Source: RefSeq, a predicted model, not a curated record
UACAAAGAUUCUAUUGAUAAACAUAUAUUCAAUUUAAUUAAAGAGGAACUUAGAAAGAUUUUCUCCAAUUCAUUCCCAAAUGUCGGAAAACAUAUUUCUGUUUGUACCCAAUCUAAUUGGGUAUGCACGGAUUAUUUUGGCAUUCAUUUCAUUUUAUUAUAUGCCGAAUGAUCAUAUAAAGGCUACUUUUUGUUACUUAUUGAGUGGACUUUUGGAUGCAUUUGAUGGAUAUGCUGCUAGGUUCUUGAAUCAAGGAACAAAAUUUGGUGCCAUGCUUGAUCAGUUGACCGAUCGUUGUGCUACAAUGUGUUUGCUUGUUACAUUGGCAUGUUUUUAUCCAAAAUGGAUGCUUUUUUUCCAACUGAGUAUGACAAUUGACAUUGCUAGUCAUUGGAUUCACCAACAAGCAGCUUUGAUGCAAGGAAAAACUAGUCACAAGUUUAUAGAUGCUUCAGCAAACCCUGUUAUCAAAAUAUACUAUACAUCCAGGCCUGUAUUGUUCUUCAUGUGUGCUGGAAAUGAGUUAUUUUAUAGUAUGCUUUACCUUGUAUAUUUCACCCCAGGACCAACUAUAAUUUUUGGCCUUGGAUUUUUCCACAUUCUUCUAUAUAUUUCCACACCAAUUGCAAUAGUGAAGACACUGAUAAGUCUUUUACAAUUGUAUGUUGCAUGCAUGAAUAUUGGUAUUAUUGAUACCAAUGAAAGAGCCAUUGAAGCAAGAAAGAAAAAGUAGUUUUUUCCCCUUUCAUUUUAUUAUUGUGGAACUUUGAUUAGAUGUAGAAAUAUUCUUAUAAAUCAUUAUUUUAUUUUCACUGAUUAAUUCAAAGGUAUUAUCUUAAUCAUUAUUAAAUCUCUCAGUUUUGCUUUAAUAAUAUAAUUUUUCUCUUUAGUUUUGAUUUUCAAGUUUCUGUUAGUAAUUAGUUUUUAAUACCUAUUGAACAGUUUCAAAUAUUUUUAGAAACACUUUAUAAUCAAUUCAAAAGGGCUUAUAAAAAAUUAUCAUGAAAAAAAAUGUCCAUUUUUAUUGAAUAUAGGCUUUAAAUUUUAUUUUAUAAUACCAUAUUUAACUAUGCUAAGAAUAAAUUUAA